Myotis lucifugus (little brown bat) is the source of this 1279-nucleotide messenger RNA. RefSeq names its product potassium calcium-activated channel subfamily M regulatory beta subunit 1 (gene KCNMB1). Gene Ontology annotation, biological process: detection of calcium ion; potassium ion transport. Bases 165 to 740 code for a protein of 191 amino acids. The transcript has 4 exons. Gene Ontology annotation, molecular function: potassium channel regulator activity; calcium-activated potassium channel activity. Lineage: Eukaryota; Metazoa; Chordata; Mammalia; Chiroptera; Vespertilionidae. Gene Ontology annotation, cellular component: membrane; voltage-gated potassium channel complex. The record is from RefSeq and is a predicted model, not a curated record.
GGCCGCUUCCCUGGAAACAGAGACGGCUGGCAGCCCCAGCUUCCUGCUGGAGCUCAGGCGGCCGCUUUUUGGGGCGGGGGCUGGGGGCCGGGCAGAUAGAAAGUGCCUGCCUGCUGAAGACUCCAGGGCGCUGGGAGACUCAAUGACUGCUGUCCCCAGCGGACAUGGGGAAGAAGCUGGUGAUGGCCCAGAAGCGGGGAGAGACUCGAGCCCUUUGCCUGGGCGUGGCCAUGGUGGUGUGUGCCGUCAUCGCCUACUACAUCCUGGGCACGACCAUGCUGCCCCUCUACCAGAAAAGCGUGUGGACCCAGGAAUCCACGUGCCACCUGAUUGAGACCAACAUCAGGGACCAGGAGGAGCUGGAGGGCAGGAAGGUGGCCCAGUACCCAUGCCUGUGGGUCAACGUGUCCGCCGUGGGCCGCUGGGCCGUGCUGUACCACACAGAGGACACUUGGGACCAGAACCAGCAGUGCUCCUACAUCCCAAGCAGCCUGGACAACUACCAGCUGGCCCGGGCCGACGUGGAGAAAGUCAGAGACAAUUUCCACGAGCACCGGGUUUUCUACUGCUUCUCGACCACGCGGGAGAAUGAGACCAGGGUCCUGUACCGGCGCCUCUACGGGCCCCAGACCCUCCUGUUCUCUCUCUUCUGGCCCACCUUCCUGCUGACCGGAGGCCUCCUCAUCAUCGUCAUGGUGAAGAUCAACCAGUCCCUCUCCAUCCUGGCGGCUCAGAAGUAGACCCGUGCACAUCACAACACUGCUCAGGUCGCAGGGGGCUGGGGGGGCCCUGGGCUGUACCCCGUUUGUGUAUCCAUGCCUCUUCCCUCUGCCUUCCCACUCUCCCUCCCAAUCCACUCAGUCUUCCACAGCACGCGUGGCCUCUGUUAAGUCCUUUCCUGCUCAAGAAUGGGCCAUGGCUCCCCAGUGCCUCGGGGAGCACAGGCCAGCCACUUACAGCUCUCCAUUCCCUGUCCCCCCUCCACGGACUCCAACCCAUUUCUGGCUGAGCCACCCGCCACCCCACAGAUGACGACGGUUCUGACCUCUGCGCCGUGUUCUCGCCGCUGACUCAAAGGCCUGCCCGUGCUGUCCAAAACGCUGUCCUCAGCAAACCCCGGCUCCUUUGUGAAUUUCAUAAUGAAAACAGCGGCGCGUGCAGAGAGCACAGUUAGAGCCUCUCUUGUUUUCAGGACUCUAAGUGCCUUACACAUUUUUACUCUAAUGUUAGCAAGUACACAAAGAAACAAUGGGACUACAAGGAAAUAUACGAAAAUGCA